Molecule: messenger RNA, 1754 nt
Organism: Lactuca virosa
Lineage: Eukaryota; Viridiplantae; Streptophyta; Magnoliopsida; Asterales; Asteraceae
Source: the annotation of a GenBank genome assembly
AGUCCUAUAAGUAAAAGACACUUGAUGUAAAAAAACAAUACCCUUUGGUUUCCGUCGUUUCUAUUUUCGCAAUAUACUUCUGCUAUGGUAUUGCAUAGCUUAUACACCAACCUUUCUAAUCAAAUAAAGCUCAAUUUAAGAAGCCUUAAAAGGUGGUGCAGUUCAAGAAAAAUAGAGCACGGGCCUAUAAAUUGGAAUGCCAAUAAAGUAGGCAACUUAUCUGUUGCAAGGAUAAAAGAUAAAUCACUGACAAACUUAUACACAUAUAAACAGAGAUAUCUCAUGAGUACUCAAAUGGAGAGAUCGAAAUCAGCGAUACAGCCCCCAGUUUUGGGGAACUUGAUUACAGUACUUAGCAUUGAUGGUGGUGGAGUUAGAGGUCUUAUACCAGCUAUUAUCCUCGACUUUCUUGAGACUGAGCUUCAGAGAAUAGAUGGUGAAGACGCAAGAAUAGCAGACUAUUUUGAUAUAAUUGCAGGGACAAGUACCGGUGGUCUCAUCACUGCGAUGUUAACGGCUCCAAAUGAAGAAAAGCGCCCUUUGUUUGCGGCUAAGGACAUCAAGAAAUUCUAUCUCCAGAAGUGCCCAAAGAUCUUCCCUCAAGAUCGCAAUGUGUUGACAAAAAUUGUCAAGAGCUUAACUGGACCACUAUAUGAUGGGAAGUACCUUCACAACUCCAUUAGGAAGAGGCUUGAAAACAUCCGAUUGGAAGAUACAUUAACUAAUGUUGCUAUUCCUACCUUUGACAUCUCGACACUCCAGCCAACAAUCUUUUCCAACUAUGAGAUGAAGGAAAAGCCUUAUUUGAAUGCCUUGCUGUCGGAUAUUUGCAUCGCAACAUCAGCAGCACCUACUUAUCUUCCACCGCAUCAUUUUGAAACCAUUCAUGAGGGACAGAAGCAUGAGUUUAACCUAGUUGAUGGUGGUGUGGCAGCAAAUAAUCCGACUCUUAUUGCAAUGGGAGAAAUUGCUAAGCAACUCAUUCGCAAAAAUAGUGAUUUUCACGUACCUCAAACCCUAGAGUAUCGUAGAUUUUUGGUUAUAUCUAUCGGAACUGGGGAAUGCAAAAAGAAAUGGAAAUAUAGUGCCAAAGAGGCUUCAAAAUGGGGCUUGUUAGGAUGGUGGUUCAAUGCCAAUGGCUCUACUCCCCUACUUGAUAUUUUCACUCAAUCUAGCACUGAUAUGGUUGAUAUCCACCUUUCUGUUGUCUUCAAAGCCCUUGACGUCGAACAAAAUUACCUACGCAUCCAGGAGGAUGGCUUAGAAAGGACAUUGUCUUCACUUGAUAGAGCUACCAAGGACAAUUUGGAAUAUUUGAUUGAAGCUGGUGAAGGCUUACUUAAAAAGAAAGUUUCAAGGGUGAACUUGGAAACCGGAAAGUUUGUCCCUUACAGCGAAAAAACUAAUGAAGAUGCUCUCAAAGAAUUUGCAAAACAACUUUCAUGUGAGAAGCACCUUCGUGACCUUAGAUCGCCACGACCAAUAAAAGCAAAUCCAGAACCAUGUAUCAUGUCCGAGACAAAGCCAAAUUUUGGGGCUUUCGAAAAACCAAGCAUUAAUGUAUAAAGGAUAUAUAGGUUCAAUUACUAUAUCACUUUGAUGGUGAAGUAGGGCUAAGAUUGCCUUACAUAUGAUUUAGACUUUAUACAUAUGUUAAGAGAAGUAUGUAAGUGUUGCGUAUAUGAUUUUGUAACUAAGUUUUGCGUAUAUGAUUUUAUAACUACCUCUGAUCGAGGAAAGACUCUAGCUUGAUA